CGAAAGCAGAAAAGAUAAGGUUCUUUUGUGUGCCUAAUAUGCAGAUGUGUACUGUGGUCAGGAUGAUGUGCUGUACUGCGUUUGCCACUUUUUUCCUGUUAGGUGUUGCUUCUGGCCAGACUUCUCUUCAGAUUUCAUCCUGCUUGACUAAGGACCAAAACCUGCAGAUGUCCUGCAAGUUCGUUCCAGCUACAGACCCCAAGCUCCUGAAGACUUGCUACUACAUGACUGAGAACAAGUUGAUUGGCCAUAGCAACAGCAGCAUCACACCAGACAGCACCUUCAAGAACCGUGCCAAUGUCUCCAUUUCCAAUACCACAUGUGAGCUGUAUUUGAAAGGUUUCUCAGCUGACAAACCCACAAACUACACUUGUUUCAUCAAACAGACUGCCUCACCAGUGUCAGUCGUGGCAACUGUGGACAAGAGUAAGCUUCAGACCUGUUCUGCCUGGUGUGUUGUGCAGCACAGUGGAGCAGCACUCCUGCUAGCUUUCCUCACUUUCCCACUCUUGUCAGAGCUUCUUUGAGU
This is a messenger RNA of Rhinichthys klamathensis goyatoka, 529 nucleotides long. RefSeq names its product Thy-1 cell surface antigen (gene thy1). Bases 39 to 527 code for a protein of 162 amino acids. The transcript has 4 exons. Lineage: Eukaryota; Metazoa; Chordata; Actinopteri; Cypriniformes; Leuciscidae. The record is from RefSeq and is a predicted model, not a curated record.